CACGUCAGUAAACAAAUACCUGACGUUCACCAAUGACAACUGUCAAGCUAGCCAGCGCAAUCGGAGACUUCCUCUCGGAGUCCGUAGUUAUACAAACUAUUUAACAAUACGUUACAUAUUUAUAAUUGAGUUAACGUUAGUUCAUCAUUUUGCUGAAUUUGAACGUUUGCUUGUUAGUUUGCAAAUGCUAACUAGCUGGCAACCUAGCUAGCGAUAGUCAUUUGUUAACAUUCGGCAGCUAGUUGUAAGCGUGACACUUUGUUAUUAAGUAACGUUAAUUAACGUGAAGGAUUAAGGUUGAUUAUGUCUGGACCAAAUGGAGAUCCAAAUAUCCCAAUUGACGAGGGUAUUAUCAACGACGAAGAUGAAUUUGAUGACGAAGAGUACGAAUCCAUCAACUCCAUGCUGGAUCAGAUUAACUCCUACCUCGAUGACCUGGAUGAUCGCAAUGAUUCACUUAAUGGCAAACUGCAGGAACUAAUGGAGUCGAACCAGCAAGCCAGGCUGGAGUUCAAGGCCCAACGGCACAGCUCCCAGACCCAGGAAGAGCAACGUCCUGCAGACGGGGAUCCCUCCUUGGGCGUCAAGGAAGACGUGAAUAACGAAAAUGAGGAUUCCAAAUGAGUGAUCGAAAUAUUUAGUAAACUCCUCACUCUUGUCGUACUAAAUGACCCUUAAUCUGCAAGGUUCCACCCUAUCGGAUUCUUUAUUUUCUACAAACGGCAGAUGUGACAUUUUGCUUCUCAAUCACCUCAACGUGGUUUUCUUUGUUGAGCUGUGAAAUGCUGAUGUUGGGUUCAGAUUGUUUGACUUCUAGCAGCUAAAUUGCACGCCGUAGUGACCUGUGACUGUCACGGUGUGUUUGUGUUGAUGGUCAUAUCUGAGAAGCUGAUUAUGUCACUUGACAGUAACUUGACAUUCCUCGAGAGUUCAUCCUGAUCUCAAGCAUUUGUCUUUUUGACCAAAUAGGGGUCAUAGUUAAACUUCUUUGAAUUGUGCAGAUCCAUUUGGUGUACGUGUGUUGCUUUGUGAUAGCUUAUCUCUGUUCCUCUUUGAUUUAUCCCAAAAAGUAAUGAUGUAUAAUAAUGUAUUAACCUGCUAUGGCUGUGAAUGAGCUCAUGUGUAACUCAAAUGAUAGUCACAAAGUCAAGUGUGGGAAUUGUCAGACAUUUUAAUAUAAAUUAAAAUGAUACCCUCGAAAACAGAAAACCAAAAUACAUACAACUUCCAGCAGUUAGAAAACCACACCUGUUUGUUCAUCUCAAUUUAGUCAUUAGCUGAAUAAAAAUACAACAAACUUA
Molecule: messenger RNA, 1301 nt
Organism: Gasterosteus aculeatus aculeatus (three-spined stickleback)
Lineage: Eukaryota; Metazoa; Chordata; Actinopteri; Perciformes; Gasterosteidae
Gene: bbln
Product: bublin coiled coil protein
Source: RefSeq, a predicted model, not a curated record